Molecule: messenger RNA, 2048 nt
Organism: Myotis brandtii (Brandt's bat)
Lineage: Eukaryota; Metazoa; Chordata; Mammalia; Chiroptera; Vespertilionidae
Gene: FBXW2
Product: F-box and WD repeat domain containing 2
Exons: 7
Coding region: 255-1649 (464 amino acids)
Molecular function (GO): protein binding
Source: RefSeq, a predicted model, not a curated record
AGGUCAGUGCCGCGCGGAACACGCUCCCGGAGCCGGGGACCUGGGAGCGACGGACGGGUGGAAGGGCUCUGGAGUUGAUGUUAGACUUGGGAAAAUUGAGCCUCGGAGUUACUGCCUCGGUUUCCUUAGCUGCGAAAUGCGUUAGCAGUGACGUUCCAGGGCUGCCCUGAGGUUGAAAGAUGAAGUGUCGAGAGGUGUAUGAAGUGCAAGCGCUGUACUAACGUGAGGGACUGCGCCAUAGUUGUGGGUAUGCCAUGGAAACAGGUAAAUUUUUCCAUAACCUUAUGGAGAGAAAGGACUUUGAGACAUGGCUUGAUAACAUUUCUGUUACAUUUCUUUCUCUGACGGACUUGCAGAAAAAUGAAACUCUGGAUCACCUGAUUAGUCUGAGUGGGGCAGUCCAGCUCAGGCACCUCUCUAAUAACCUGGAGACUCUCCUCAAGCGGGACUUCCUCAAACUCCUGCCCUUGGAGCUCAGUUUUUAUUUGUUAAAAUGGCUCGAUCCUCAGACUUUACUCACAUGCUGCCUCGUCUCUAAACAGUGGAAUAAGGUGAUAAGUGCCUGUACAGAGGUGUGGCAGAUUGCAUGUAAAAAUUUGGGCUGGCAGAUAGAUGAUUCUGUUCAGGACGCUUUGCACUGGAAGAAGGUUUAUUUGAAGGCUAUUUUGAGAAUGAAGCAACUGGAGGACCAUGAAGCCUUUGAAACCUCAUCAUUAAUUGGACACAGUGCCAGAGUGUAUGCACUUUACUACAAAGAUGGACUUCUAUGUACAGGGUCAGAUGACUUGUCUGCAAAACUGUGGGAUGUGAGCACAGGGCAGUGCGUUUAUGGCAUACAGACCCAUACUUGUGCAGCGGUGAAGUUUGAUGAGCAGAAACUUGUGACAGGCUCCUUUGACAACACUGUGGCCUGCUGGGAAUGGAGUUCCGGAGCCAGGACCCAGCACUUUCGGGGGCACACAGGGGCCGUAUUUAGUGUCGACUACAAUGAUGAACUUGAUAUCUUGGUGAGUGGCUCUGCAGACUUCACUGUGAAAGUAUGGGCUUUAUCUGCUGGGACAUGCCUGAACACACUCACCGGGCACACAGAAUGGGUUACCAAGGUGGUUUUGCAGAAGUGCAAAGUUAAGUCUCUCUUGCACAGCCCUGGAGACUACAUCCUCUUAAGUGCAGACAAAUAUGAGAUCAAGAUUUGGCCAAUUGGGAGAGAAAUCAACUGCAAGUGCUUAAAGACACUGUCUGUCUCUGAGGAUAGAAGUAUCUGCCUGCAGCCAAGACUUCAUUUUGAUGGCAAAUACAUCGUCUGUAGUUCAGCACUGGGCCUCUACCAAUGGGACUUUGCCAGUUAUGAUAUUCUCAGAGUUAUCAAGACUCCCGAGAUAGCAAACUUGGCCUUGCUUGGUUUUGGAGAUGUCUUUGCCCUGCUGUUUGACAACCGCUACCUAUAUAUCAUGGACUUGCGGACAGAGAGCCUGAUUAGCCGCUGGCCCCUGCCAGAGUACAGGAAGUCAAAGAGAGGCUCAAGCUUCCUGGCAGGCGAAGCUUCCUGGCUGAAUGGACUGGAUGGGCACAAUGACACGGGCUUGGUCUUUGCCACCAGCAUGCCUGAUCACAGUAUUCACCUGGUGUUGUGGAAGGAGCACGGCUGAUGCCAUGAGCCACCACCGCUGACUGACUUUGGGUGCCGGGGCCGCAGGGUUUGAGUGCAACCUCUAUGGCAGCCGACUGCAUGAACCAAAGUUCUCACCUAAUGGUAUCAUCACGCAGUGCACAAUCAUUUACCUAUGUUUGCCAGGGGGCCAGGGCUCUGGGUGGGGGAGGGCUCGUUUUACUGACAUACAUCACAGCAUGCUAAUGGAUACAACAUCGACUUCAUUUGUAUUUAGUUAUGUUGGUCAGAGUAAGAGUAUGCAUUUUGGGUUCAUCUUUCUUGAAUAUUGGUUUUAAGUAAAGAAAUUUAAAUGGUUCAUUAAUAUGCUAAUUGGUUGCCUAUAAAAACACAUUCAGUCUAUUAUUAAAGCUUUUUACCAUUGCCUUUUUUUCUUUUG